GCAUCGAGGAUAGCACCCGGCACGGCACCGGAGUACCGGACAGAGCUAGCUCGUCCGCAACGCUGUGUUCGUCUGGCAGCGAACCCAGGGGCAACAGGGUGCACACCGAGGAUCACAACCCGCGUGCUAUAACGUCUGAUUACCAGGCUCACCUGCGACCAAUCCGCUUGAUCCCCCACGUCCCAGUGUUCAUCCUAGCGGUGGGACCGAUCGUCAGCCCGCAGGAUCGAUCAGCAGAGAAACCAACCGGCACAGCGCGGCAACUUACCGGCGGAUCCGGAACAGCCACUCGAACCUUUCCCGCGCUCCGACUCGGUUUACCCCUGUUAACCGAGGCCCAUCGAAGCUCGUCUUUCGCGAGGAAAGGUCUCCGCCAAAGGAACGUACAAAUGAUGAAAGGAAGGCAUCAAUUUCGACGACGUUUCAGUCUACAGCCGUCAUCGUUCAAGGAGGGCCAGGAGGAUGGGCCAACGAAACAUGUUAGGAACGAGAGGCUGUCGGAAUCGGACAGCGGCGGCGGAAAACAGGAGAGCAACAUAAGGCACAAGAUCGUGGUGAUGGGGGCCGCGAAGGUCGGCAAGUCGGCGAUCAUCAAUCAGUUCCUUUACAACACGUUCUCGCCGAAGUACAAGCGAACGGUGGAGGAGAUGCAUCACGGAGACUUCAAUGUUUCUGGGGUGCACCUGACCCUGGACAUCCUGGACACGUCCGGCUCGUACGAGUUUCCGGCGAUGAGAGACCUGUCCAUCAAGUCAGCGGAUGCUUUUAUCCUCGUCUACGACGUGAACGACGCGAACACGUUCCUUGAGGUGGAGACGCUCAAGGCGCAGAUCUAUAGCACGAAGGGAGCGGUGCCGAUCGUCGUCGUCGGCAACAAAGUUGAUCUUGUCGAGUCGAAAGAAGAGGUGGACAUAGAGAGUACAAGGGAGCUGGUCACGCUGAAAUGGGAGAACGGUUUCGUGGAGGUAUCCGCGAAGGAAAACGUGAACAUCUCGCAAGUAUUCAAGGAGUUGCUGAUCCAGGCGAAGCUAAAGUACAACCUGAGCCCGGCGUUACGGCGACGACGCCGUCAAUCGUUGCCGCCGCCGCAGCAUUUAAAUUCCCGCAGCAGCAGUGCUCACGUGCCGUCGCCGGCGCAGCUGCAACAUCUGCAGCAGAUCCGCGAGCGGUCCGAGUCCAAGAGGAAUUCCUGCAUUCUCUCGUAAGGGGAUUUCGGCCGUGAGCGUUCCGUUUGCUCCCCGCCGCGGGACGAACGCGAGACGUCGGAGUUAGGACUAGGAGUGGCUAGGGGUGUAGGGUGAGCGGAAGAAAACUAUGCUCGGGCGUCGAUUCGAACACGACCAGAGUGAUUCCAUUCGCUCGGAUCGAUCGACAUUUCCCCAUUCACCGUUCCCAUCGAGAGUGUGCAUGCGAUCGAUCCUUGAAUGACCCCGCGGAGGAAUUAGACGAACAGAGGAGCGAUGCCCGCGGGGCGGAAAGACAGACUUUCCCCGAAGAAAAUGCCGGUAAUCCCUUCUUCCUUCGAAUAUCGAGAAACGAACCUCAAGCGUUUCGAACGUGGGGUAUAUAGGGAACCUCCAGCGAUUCCAAUUUCUCAGUAAACUUUUACUCCAGGGGAACGGUCUCUAUUCGAUCCCGAAGAACUUUGAAAAAUUUGAACGAUUAGGGGGAAAGUUCGUGGCGUGCACGCCGGGAAAGUAUUCAUCCGGCAAGGAAUAGCCGUGGGGGAACGGUCCGCGAGGACCAACUUUCACGAUAACCGAACGAUCGAAGAUAAAUGUUCGCUGUUCGAUAAAAUUCGAUGUAUUUAGCGCAAGUCUACGUACUCAGUGUACCUUCUAUUUUGCCCUCGAUUGUUAGGUAUCCUCUAUCGAAAUUCGUCGAUAUUCGAGCAGUUACGUAACCCGAUUGGAGAGACAAUCGUGGGAAGAUUAAGUUGAUCAUAACUGAUCUUCUCAUUGUGAAAUUCUUUUUCCUUUCCACCAUCCCCAGAAUCGAUUUCAAGUCUUCUCGCGAAGAUCUACGUUGUUCGUUUAGAGCCGCGAGCGUUUGAUUCGCGAAAUUUGCCCCGGAUUUUAACGUAAUUAUUCCGAAUUAUGACACCGUAUAGUAUCCAGUCUUUACGGAUUUAUCGAAGUAUCCUAUAUUAAUAUCCAAUUUCAGGGUUUCUCUCCCACUGCCCAGUUCGCUGUCUUAUUACCGGACCGCGGGUAUUUAUACGAAUUCAUCGAUGAAUACUUUAUAGAAUGGAAGAUUAGACCAUGUUUCGGUUCUCAUAUUUGAAUUUUUAUUGUGUUCUUGAUAACAUAUACACUGUACGUUCGGCAACGGGUUGUAGAAAGUUUAGAGGAUGAUUCUCUAUGAAAGUAUAAAACAAAAAGAAAAAGUAAAAUAAUUUCGGGUUCAGCUUCCUUUCCGAGUCAUUAAUAAUUAUAAGCAAGAAUAUCACGCAAACCAGGUGCCCCAUGCAGUACGUCAAUGUCUGCGCUUGCACUGUCCUAUCCCAUGGGCGUCGUUGUUACGCUAGGCCAUGGCUCGGAGAUCAUUAAUAAUUUAAUUAUUAAUCUCUAAUAAUACGAAAACGAAGCCGAAAUUGUAAUUUUUUCAUUCUUGAUUUUCGUCUUGUGUUGUCAUGAAGAAUCAUCUCUUAAAUUUUCUCUCGUCUGUUGAGCGAAUACCUUAUGUAUAAUGUUACAGUAAUAUUUCAUUUGAAUGAGUUCUUCAGAUUAAUAUGCAUAAAGAUCCGCGGUCUAUUUAUUACGUAUUAUGAAGCAACCGGCGCAACGUCCACGAAGCACAUUUUACAAAAUAUUAUUGACCAGUCGAUUGAAUUUUCAACCGUCAGCGCUGUCCUCUACACCGCGUCGCGUGAUUUAUUUAAAAGAGUAAUCUCGGCCACUUCGGUUCGACGUUUACCAUUUUUAAGCGCAUCGCACCGAGCAAUUCGAAAUUCGUUAAAGAUAAACAUAAUCUAUCGCCGAUGAAUCAGUGGCACUCUCCAUCUGUCUCCCUCUAUCAAUCUUCUUUACAUGGAAUAUCGAAUUAUUUGUCAAUUAUGGUAUACGUAAAAAUUAUUGUACACAAUUGCCUUGCCCGAGCCUGAGUUUUACUUGUAAGUACAAUAAAGUUUCAGGCGGGAACGCCUGCGAACAUCAGGUACAAACUCUGUUCGAUCGCGGAUUAGCUUUUUAAAAUAUAGCGUCGUAAUGCAAUAUGCGCUGCACACGCUAAAUAAAAUAAAAAAGACAAACACCACAUAGCGUCUACUUUUGAACGUUUCCGUCGAAGACCAGGGAGAAAACUGUCUCUACGAGUGAACUUCGAUGAACCAUGGUGCAACGAUCAUUGAUUUUAAGAUUUAGACGCGAGCAAUUUUCUUACUUUUUCCGUUCUGUCGGACGACAUUGUAAUUAUAUCGUUUUGAAGGAGUAUCAUCUUUGUAUUACGAUAUACAUAUUAUACAUACAUAAAUAAAUAUAUAUAUACUUCGUUAUAAAUAUAAAUAUAGAUAUAAAACUUCGUUAGCGUACAUAUAGAGAGUCUAUGUAAAUAAAACAAAAUAUUGUGAUGUGGAUAUCUCGUCGAAUCAAAGCCCACAUUGGGCUAUAAUUUUACAUAAAUAGACAAGAUUAAACGGGCGCGGGCGGUUCGUCCGUGAUCUAAUACGUUUAAUGAAUCAUGAAAUAUCGCGCAUCACGAUAAAAGACAUAAAGUCUAUUUGAAUGUGAACCGCGUACGAGUCAAAUCGCUUUCCAGAGACAUCUAUGUAAAGCGUAACUUUUGCUGAGAAACAUCUAUUUACCUGAACUUGCAACCCCAAUUAAUUCAUGUUACCUAGAUUUAAUGUUGUCUAGUUCGAAAAAGAUGAUGAUUAAAAAUAUGAACGACUUAACGAGCGAAUAGUCGAAGGUCAUGGAUCCGAUGGUUUCCCGCGACACGACUGUGACUAUUUCUAGCGUAGUUCUGGACGAAAUAAUGUGGUAACAGAACAUUAGUAGCAAAUAAGCUCUUAACUUUGUAUCAUUGCGUUAUCGGGAAUUAAAUAA
This is a messenger RNA of Nomia melanderi (Alkali bee), 4046 nucleotides long. RefSeq names its product ras-related protein Rap-2a. The record is from RefSeq and is a predicted model, not a curated record. Gene Ontology annotation, molecular function: GTPase activity; GTP binding. NCBI's taxonomy places the organism in Eukaryota, Metazoa, Arthropoda, Insecta, Hymenoptera, Halictidae.